Messenger RNA from Budorcas taxicolor (takin), 459 nucleotides. RefSeq names its product interleukin 1 family member 10 (gene IL38). The record is from RefSeq and is a predicted model, not a curated record. The transcript is spliced from 4 exons. NCBI's taxonomy places the organism in Eukaryota, Metazoa, Chordata, Mammalia, Artiodactyla, Bovidae. Gene Ontology annotation, molecular function: cytokine activity; interleukin-1 receptor binding. Gene Ontology annotation, biological process: positive regulation of gene expression; cellular response to lipopolysaccharide; cytokine-mediated signaling pathway. Bases 1 to 459 code for a protein of 152 amino acids.
AUGUGCUCCCUCCCCAUGGCAAAAUACUACAUAAUUAAGGAUGCAGAGCAGAAGGCUCUGUGCAUGCGGGAUGGCCAGUUCCUGGUGGGAGAUCCCGAUGCCGACAACUGUCAUGCAGAGACCAUCUGCAUACUCCCCAACAGAGACCUGGAACGCACCAAGUUCCCCAUCUUCUUGGGGGUCCAGGGAGGUAGCCGUUGCCUGGCAUGUGUGGAGACAGGGGAGGGGCCUUCCCUGCAGCUGGAGGAUGUGAACAUUGAGGACCUAUACAAGGGCGGAGAAGAGGCCACCCGCUUCACCUUCUUCCAGAGAAGCUCAGGUCCCGCUUUCAGGCUCGAGGCUGCUGCCUGGCCUGGCUGGUUCCUCUCUGGCUCCUCUGAACCCCAGCAGCCCCUGCGACUUACCAAGGAGAGUGAACCCUCAGCCCGCACUGAAUUCUGCUUUGAACAGAGUCGGUAG